AGGGAUUCCGUCAAAAAAUCAGAAAAGUUGCGAACAAGAGCACAACAAAACAGAGUCGCAAAGAAUCGUGAAUGAAAAUAUCCAGAAAAUGGCAGUGGUAGUCGAAAACAUGGAGCAGCUACAAAGGCACUAAACCCUUGGGCAACCGGAGCACCGUCGCUGCAAGUGGCAUCGGUAAACAGAGGCCCGUUUUCUACCAACCCCACGAACAACGGGGUCAAGUGGGGUGGUGCUGCUGCUCGGAGAGUGUUUUGCAGUAAAGGUUCAGCGUUCCAGCGUGAAGCUAAUUAGAGCCACAGUGUUGCCCUUGUGCGUUUGUGUGUAGUGAAAUAAUUAGCGCCAGAUUUUGGAUAAAGGCAAGCCGGGUCGCUGCGCUUCCCCAUUCGCGUCGGUGCGAGCGAAAUUGAAGAUGAGCGACGGGGAUGUCUGCACAGCCGCCGGUCGUCCUCCUCGGAGGCGAACACAAUGGGUGGUUUUGUUGUCGAGCGUCGCAUACGUCGCGGUCGGAACGGUGCUGCUAGCGUCCCUUACCACACCCAGCCCGGUCGCGGCCGUUUCAACUUCGGCGGCCGCGCUACGGCACGGCGGUGGAACGAAGGACACCUUCGGAUGGGACGAUGCCGGGUACGAGGAGGAAGGCUACUGUGCGCCGUACAAUGGGAAGGUGUGCAAACGGUUCAUAAACAGCCGGCAGGUGUGGUACAGCCGGGAAGAUGGGACGGGCGGUUGGGAGAAUGAGAAAAUCACCACCGCCCUAUUUGAGGAUCUGAUCAACGAUCUGCCCCCGUCGUGCCGUCCGGCAGCAGAGAAAUUGCUCUGUGCGUAUGCGUUUCCGCAGUGCGUCAUCAAGGAUGGGGCCACGAUACGGUUGCCGCUGUGCUACGAAGACUGUGUGGCGACGUACCUGCAGUUUUGCUACAACGAUUGGGCGCUGAUAGAGGAGAAGAAGGAACGUGGCGAUGUGAUCAAGUCGCGGGGACACUUUCGGCUGCCCAACUGCGAGGAAUUGCCGCGGUACAACAAAUCGGCCAAACCGCCCGUAUGCUCGCAUGUUGGGCUGACCGAACUGGUGUCGGAGGAAGUUACUUAUGAUUGUCGAAUGGGAAAUGGAAGGUUUUAUCUUGGCACGGUAAAUGUGACGAGCACAGGCAUACCGUGCCAGAAGUGGGACUCGCAGGAGCCUCACUCACACCACAAACCGCCACUGGUGUUUGCGGAGCUACAGGAUGCGGAAAACUAUUGCCGAAAUGCGGGCGGGGAAGAACCGACGCCCUGGUGCUACACAACGGACAAAUCCGUUCGAUGGCAGGCUUGUGAUAUUCCACUCUGUCCCAACUCGACCGAUGCUAGCGACAUUCGCGGAAAGAUCGACAUGACCAUGGAAUCGGUCUUUACCCCGUCGAUGAUCUUUCUCCUCUCCGGCAUCGGUUUCGUGGCGAUCGUACUGCUCCACCUGAUGGUGCUGCUUUGCUACCGUGUGUCGCGGCACCGGCGCAAUCGCCGACAGUCGGGCGCUGCCGGGUACAACCCAACCGCCACCGCACAGGACGGCCAGGGCAUCGACAUCAACAAGCUGCCCUCGAACGUAAACUACCACCGGACCGGUGCGCAGCUGAAUCCGAAGCUGGAAAAGCUGGAAUUCCCUCGCAACAACAUCAUCUACAUCAAGGACCUCGGUCAGGGUGCGUUCGGGCGGGUGUUUCAAGCGAAAGCGCCCGGCCUGGUGGCGGGCGAAGAUUUUACGCUCGUCGCAGUGAAGAUGCUAAAGGACGAGGCGAGCCAAGACCUGCAGGUGGAUUUCGAGCGGGAAGCCUGCCUGCUGGCAGAAUUUGACCAUCCCAACAUCGUGAAGCUGCUCGGCGUCUGCGCCAUCGGCCGUCCGAUGUGUUUGCUGUUCGAGUUUAUGGCACGCGGCGAUCUGAACGAGUUCCUGCGCCAGUGCUCCCCGUUCGCGCAGCAAAACCGGGCGGACAACAUCAGCACCGAGCUAUCGCACGGCGAUCUGCUCAACAUUGCGCACCAGAUCGCGUCCGGCAUGGUGUAUCUGUCCGAGCGCAAGUUUGUGCACCGCGAUCUGGCCACCCGCAACUGUCUGAUCGAUGACCAUAUGGUGGUGAAGAUCGCCGACUUCGGGCUGUCGCACAAGAUCUACCUGCAGGAUUACUACAAGGGCGACGAGAACGAUGCCAUCCCGAUACGCUGGAUGCCGCUGGAAAGCAUCCUCUACAACAAGUACACGAUCGAGUCGGACGUGUGGGCGUACGGCGUUUGCCUGUGGGAGAUAUUCUCGUUCGCGAUGCAACCGUACUACGGCAUGACGCACGAGGAGGUGGUGAAGUUUGUGAAGGAGGGCAACAUGCUCGGCUGCCCGGAGAACACGCCGCUGACCGUGUACGAUCUGAUGCGCAAGUGCUGGAGCCGCAAGCCGAACGAUCGGCCCAGCUUUCACGUGAUCUACCAGAAGCUGCAGCAGAUACGGGCCGAUUUCGACGGGAAGAUGCUGAUGUAGCCAGCUGGCUGAGCGGGAGAUUUGGAGGUAAGUGACAGCGGUGCAGCAGCAGCAGCCGUAGGGAAGGCAAACUACAGAUAAAGAUCUAAUUCAAUUUCAUUCUGCAAUGUGGAGGGGGGUUUUUCUGUAAACUUUGAUACCGGAAGUAGUGCCAGUUUUGCCCUAAACCUACUAAAAAGUCAUUAUUUCUGCUGGACAGAGAGCGCGCGGUGGUAUCAGAAUCGGAAUUAGUCUUUCUUGUAACCGUUGAUUCUCAGCAUCACAUCAUUUAGCUCAUAUUUUUAGCGUUCAUUCAUCUUAUUUUUUAAUUAUUUAUUACCCAUAACAAGCAUCAAACACCCUUUUUGUUCGCAUAAUUCUCAAGACUUGACGCCACAAACGGCUCUUUUGCAAAGACUUUUUUUUUACGCACACAGGAACAGACUGCCAAUGAAAAUCUCAGUAUUUUAGUUAAUAUUUAUUGCAAAUGCUCCUUGCACACCACUGCCUUUUAUGUUCACCAUUACCAUUUGCUGGCGAAAGCAAUCCAUAAGCUCUGGCGCCUCAGUGGUUGCUUCAUUAUCAUUUCAAGACUCAUUGUUUUGUUCACCAUAGCUUAUUCGUAUGUAUGCCGUACGUAUUUAUUACAUGCUAAAAAAAAGUAAUAUGCACUAAUAUCGGCAUUACGGGAACGACCAUAUCGAACGGAGAAUUUUGUUAGUUAAACCAAUGUAAGGGUUAAUGUAUAAUUUUGUCGCUUCUCAAUGUUUGCACAAACAAACCUCGACUCAAAUUUAAUUCCUCAUAAAGUAAGACAAAAUACAAAAACAAAACUAUCUAAAGACGACUAGAGAGCAUUCGUGAGACUAUUUUUAUUGUAAAAAAGUAAUAACACACACACACACACACUCGAUAUUGGCGGAUGCGAUCAAAGUAAGCUGGUUGGAUCAAAUUGGGCGCAUUUGUGCAUGCUUCGAUUUUACGCCAUUUUCCAGUUCGGGCGGUACGGUAAUGUGUAAUGGUGGCCCCCCCUUAUAGCAUGUAAGUGGUACAAUAAUAAUGUGUAGCAGUUUUGUGAAAUAGGCUGACAAAGCUAAGAUUUGUAUAAGGAUUUCAUUCCGAGCGUGUUUUGAAAGUAAUGUAUAAAAUGUGAACACACAUAGAGAGAGGUGAACGUAGCAUAAAUGUUCACUUUCCACAUACCACAGACACACACACACACACACACACACACACACACACACACACACACACACA
Anopheles merus is the source of this 3745-nucleotide messenger RNA. Its product is annotated as tyrosine-protein kinase transmembrane receptor Ror2-like. Lineage: Eukaryota; Metazoa; Arthropoda; Insecta; Diptera; Culicidae. The coding region runs from base 410 to 2509 and encodes 699 amino acids. Gene Ontology annotation, cellular component: signaling receptor complex. The record is from RefSeq and is a predicted model, not a curated record. The transcript is spliced from 4 exons. Gene Ontology annotation, biological process: positive regulation of kinase activity; multicellular organism development; cell surface receptor protein tyrosine kinase signaling pathway. Gene Ontology annotation, molecular function: protein binding; transmembrane receptor protein tyrosine kinase activity; ATP binding.